Molecule: messenger RNA, 2486 nt
Organism: Ictalurus punctatus (channel catfish)
Lineage: Eukaryota; Metazoa; Chordata; Actinopteri; Siluriformes; Ictaluridae
Exons: 7
Coding region: 119-1267 (382 amino acids)
Source: RefSeq, a predicted model, not a curated record
AUUCUCCACACCAGCAGAUGUCAGUACAAGGACAAUAUUCAACACCUUCAAUAAAAGACCUGCAGUUCACCGUCUGAGUGCUGGAUCAUCUCUCUAUGCAUGUUGUCUUGUGAGUUGAAUGCAGAAUCUCCAGCCGGUUUCUGCUGAAGGUGUAGCACAGCAACAAGACGGAAAGAUGUCUGACGCCCUCGUCGUCACCUUCCAAUCCCAGCUCUCUAUCGUCAUGGAGACAAUUCUCAAGUCAGCCAUGAUUGAGAUCACCAGGCUGGUGGAAGACAGCUUCAUAGAGGAAGUGGCACGUGGCAAGCAGGAGGUGGAACUGCUUCUGCGCAGGCUGCAGUUUUCUGAGAGCAAACUGAAGGAGAAGGAGACGAGGGUACGAUGUACAGACUGUGGAAGAGCCACAGCCAGUGGAGAGAGGACUACAGAGAAACCAGCAGAGACACUCACAGGUGAAGAUGCUCUAUGCUUCAGGCUUAGCUUGAGGGAGCAGUCUGAAAAAAGGCCUCAGUUCAGUGAAGUCUGGAGGUCUACAGAGAGUCUGGACUCCUACAGAACUAGAGAAACACACAGUGAUAAAGAGAAGAACAUAAACGUGCUUGAAAAAAGAGGGAAGCAGGAAUCCACAUCUACUCCAGAAGUGCAACAUCCUCAGUGCAUCAAUGCACCGGUCACAAGGACCCUCGAGGCCUGUAGCAACCCCAAACCCAGAGAAAGUCACUGCAAGACACCUGUCAUGGACUUCACUCCAAGUAAAGACAUCGACUUGGCCCAGUCUCGAACCGUUCCAAGUGCUACAGAGGAAGACGGGGCACGCGAGUUGGCACCGUCUCCAUCGUAUCCCACUGUGAAAUCUGAGCGCCAUCCCGAUCCGGUCGCUAUUAAAGAAGAAGAAGAGAUGUUCCCAGUGUGGGAUUGCGGAGAUGACUGCGCUCCUGCAGAAACAGACCAGAAUCUCGCCGGAUCCUGGAGUCGAGAUGAAACACAGAUGACCCAAAUGCAUCCUGAAACUUCUCCGACAGACUUGGUCAAAAUGUGCACCAUAAACAGACAGAGAACAUUCAGUCAGGUGGUGGCCAGAGAGAUCCUGACCCAGUUCCAGGUUUGGCAGCGGGCCUGCUACAGUAGAAACAUUGAAUGGGGCCCAAUUACAGCAAAGAUCAUUUCUGCUUUACCGUAUUUGUCUGGGAGGGAGACGGAGGUGAUUGUGCGCUGUACUAAAAUGCUACAUAAUCGCAGGGAUUACCUCCGUAGGAGAGCAAAGUGACACCUGUUAAGGGGUGGGAUAUAUUACGCAGCAUCAGAGUUGAUGUGUUGGAAGCAGGAAAAAUGGGUAAGCGUAAGGAGCUGAGUGACUUUGAUAAGGCCCGAAUUGUGACGGCUGGACGGCUGGGUCAGAGCAUCUCCAAAACAGCAGGUGUUGUGGCGUGUUCCCAGUAUGCAGUGGUUAGUACCUACCAAAAGUGGUCCAAAUAAGGAUAACCGGUGAACCGGCGACAGGGUCAUGGCUCACUGAAGCGCAUGAGGAGAGAUUAGCCCAUCUGGUCCAAUCCCACAGAAGAGCUACUGUAGCACAAAUUACUGAAAACUUUAAUGUUGGCUAUGACAGAAAAGUGUCAGAACACACAGUGUGGGAUGUUCUGGACAAACAAGUCAGAUCCAUGGAGACCCCACCUCACAACUUGCAGGACUUGAAGGAGCUGCUGCUAACGUCUUGGUGCCAGAUACCACAGCACACCUUCAGAGGUCUUGUGGAGUCCAUGCCUCGACGGGUCAGAGCUGUUUUGGCGGCACAAGUGGGACGUACACGAUAUUAGGCAGGUGGUUUUAAUGUUAUGGCUGAUCAGUGUAUAUUCAUGAUAUUUGUAUUUCAGCUCAAAAGAUGAAUAUGAGGCAAGAAAAUGUGCUGUGCUUCAGCCUCUGUUCUUCUGAUAUAAAUACUCAUAUAAUGAAUAUCGACCAAAGAUAAUCUGGUCAUUGCAUAUUAUAUAAAUACAUCGUAUAAAUUCCCCCAUAUAAGCACUUCAGACAGAGAGGAGUCGCACUUAAGCUCAGUAGAAGCAGAAACAGUGGAAACAGGUUGUGGCAUCUGUCUGGCUGGAAUAAAAACGCACAACCCCUCUGGCCCUUUGUAGAUAAGAUUGAAGACUUAAUCCAUGUGACCUUUGAUGAUAUAAUUAUCAGUUUCCUCGCGGGGAAGGAAAGGAUGACGGGGAUCUUUCUUUCCAUCUUCAUUAUUCAACACACCAGCUCAUCAGGUGUCUUCACAGUUCCAAAUGUUCUCAACAAACCUGUGUGUGCAGUAGAUUUAAAACGAUUCAGUGCCAGAUGUACUAAAUACCGGCAUCUGCUUUCCUAGUCUUGUCAUGGUAGUAUUUGUAGUAUUGUCAUGCUGCAGGCUGUGACUGAGAAUGAUCUAAGCCAUCACUACAACAAUAAAAUCUGAUUACAAGGGGGUAAAAACAAACGACACUGUUUAUUUUUAU